Molecule: messenger RNA, 1192 nt
Organism: Diatraea saccharalis (sugarcane borer)
Lineage: Eukaryota; Metazoa; Arthropoda; Insecta; Lepidoptera; Crambidae
Source: the annotation of a GenBank genome assembly
AUUCAGUUUCCAACCUGAAGAGAAACAACAUGUACGCCAAGCUCAUCAUCGUUCUGUGUGCCGUGAGUGCAGCUUGCGCUGGCGGUCUCUUGGAGACUCCCGUGGAGUACAGCAGCCAUGCCUUCGCCGCCCCCGCCGUGGCCACGUACGCCGCGCCUGCUGUAGUAGCCAAAACCAUCGCACCCGCCAUCUCUUAUUCAUCCUUUUCCACCCACACCUCCCCUAUCGCCUACUCCGCCGCUCCAGUAGCCACCUACGCCGCUGCCCCAGUGGCAACUUACGCCGCCGCCCCUGUGGUCGCUAAAACCUAUGCCGCCCCCGCUGUGACUACUUACGCUGCCUCUCCCGUGGUCGCCAAAACCUAUGCCACCCCUGCCGUGGCUACUUACGCCUCUGCUCCCGCCGUCGUGACCAAAACUAUCGCGCCAGCAGUGUCUUCCGUCUCCUCUUAUUCUUCCACCACCUCUCAUGGUUCCCCCAUCACCUAUGCUGCUGCACCAGUGGUAGCUAAGACUUACGCCGCCCCGGCUGUGGCCACUUACGCAGCUCCCGCUGUUGCGUCGUACUCCGCUCCUCUGGUUACCAAAUCUUACGCCGCCCCCGCAGUAGCGACUUACGCCGCAGCCGCCCCCGCUUACACUUCAUACGCCGCGGCCGCUCCCGUCCUAAAAACAGGUCUCGCGUACUCCGCAGCGCCCUCUGUCGCUCAUGUCUCCUACAGUGGUCUUGGCGCCAACUAUGGUUGGUAAACUGGAUCUAGUCUAAACAUGUGAUAUUAAUAAGAUUAAACACUAUUUAUGUAUACAAAUAAAACAGAAUUUUAUUUUAAUUUUACCCUUUUAUGAAAAACCUUGUAAUAAUGUUUCCCAACAUUCCUUGAAAUUGAAAUUAAUACAAAUAGCACACUAGUUUCGAAGUGUCGCCAUCUUUAUGGUCCCUGAUUCGAUUCCCGAUCGGGUCAAUAUCAAAGUUAAACUUUUAAUUUUAUGCUUAUUACAAAUAAUAACAUUUUUUUAUGCAAUGAGCCUUUGAACUACAUAAUUGAACAAAGUCGUAGUCUAGAGCGAGGGUUCAUUGAAAGACUGAAGUUUCGUUACACCAUUUAUUUUAUGGUAACAGUCCAAAGCCUUAUGUUAAAAAUCACAAAUGUAUAUAUAAAUCCUCAAUAAUACAAUUCAAAAUGGCAGUACGA